Molecule: messenger RNA, 801 nt
Organism: Pygoscelis adeliae (Adelie penguin)
Lineage: Eukaryota; Metazoa; Chordata; Aves; Sphenisciformes; Spheniscidae
Product: histone H1oo
Exons: 4
Coding region: 1-801 (266 amino acids)
Biological process (GO): nucleosome assembly
Cellular component (GO): nucleosome
Molecular function (GO): DNA binding
Source: RefSeq, a predicted model, not a curated record
AUGGAGCCUCAGCUGGCUGAAGCUGCUGGCACAGCCCAGCUCCCGGUUCGGCUGGCCCGGGGCCGGCGGCCCCCCCACCCCCCCACCCUGCACAUGGUCAUCGAGGCUCUGCGGGCCCAGGACAAGAGGAAGGGUGCCUCUGUUAUUGCCAUCAAGCGGUUCAUCCUGGCCAAGUACCCCACCGUGGACCCCAUCCGCCUCAAGUACCUGCUGAAGCAGGCGCUGAGCAAGGGGCUGAGCCGUGGGGACCUGGUGCGGCCCCACAACUCCUCCGCCAUGGGGGCCACUGGCCGCUUCAAGUUAGCCCCCAAGAAGCUGCAACACAAGCAGCCACCGGGCCAGGUGAAUCCUGAUGGAGGACAGGCUCCGAAGCUGGGACGGAAAGGGACCACGAAGCCCCCCCGGGCCCCCGUGGCAGGUGUGCGACAGCAAGGUAAAGGGCUAGUGGCCCGGCCACCAGCAGCAGUGAAGCCCAGGAGCGUUGGAGCGAAGACCCUGCAGGCUGCCAGCCGUGCCCGGGCCCCUGGCAAAGGGCGUUCAGGGCCCCCUGUGGCUCUGGCUGCGGAGGAUGCAGGAGGGGGCGAUGGUGACAGCCCCGCGGGUGCUGGGGCAAAGGGGCCCCGAAAGGCCCCAACGGGAAAGAGCAAGGGGAAGGCACCCAAGGGAGCACAGCAAGAUGCCCCCAAGGGGAAGGGGGGUCAAGGCAAAGCGAGGAAGCCCCGGGCAGCCCCAGGAGCCAGUCAGGGGGAGGCCAGGCUGCAGAAGGCAGCCCCCACACCAGCAGGCAGGAAGGCCCCGUAG